CCUGCCUUGUUUGCAUGUAACGACGCAAGGUACACUUGGCCUCUCGGACUCUCUGGCUGGGGCCCUCUGGAGUCGAUACAAUGGGACGUCAUGAGCCACUGACAUCCUUAGCACUGGGGCGGUCGCCCUAUGAUGAUGUUGUGGCGGGCGAGGGCGAACCAGAUCCUCAAGAACCACCUCGAGUGUAUGACGAGCAUGGCCGGGUCUUCAAUGAGGAGAGCAAGAAGAUGAACAAAGACAUUAUCCGUGCUCAUAAUGAAGUAAUGCUUGUAAUCGGGGUCGCGGAACAGGACCCCGGCGGCUCAACCAGCUCCACAGCUGAUAACACGAGGCUGCACAACGAAUAUGAGAACAGCACCGGCAGGCAUCUCCUUCGGCUUGGUCGUGUCCUCGUUGUGGCCGGCAUAUGGGGUGUCCAUGGUGUACGGCAGCGCAUAUUGGUAUACAGGGAAACCGCCACUAUUCCAUUCCUAGAUAUGAUACAAAGAGAGCGGAGAAUGCACUCGGCAUCACAAUUGCUGUUUUCUGGAAUGCCCUCGUUUUUUAGUGCGUGGUCGUUACAGUGGUACUCGAGAACAACGGAAAUCGUUCGAGAUCACCCUUGGCUUCGAGCCAUCAUAGGACAUGUCAGGUUUCACCUUCAGAUAUAUGUUGCCAUGCAACGUUUGGAUUUGAUUUCUGGUUCUCAUUGGUUCCCUAACCUAAAUUUCUUCGUUCCCUUCUCUAGCUCCUCGCCUCUAACAGCACCACCACCAUUAGGCUCACCAGGCGCCCAAACCGUUCCGGAAUGGGUAGGCAAGAUCGCGAUGAGUCUUGCUCCAUUUGCGGGUUAUUACUUGAUCGGAUGUGCCUGGGAUGUCUUCAGUUAUCUCAUUCGGCGUCAAGUACACAGAAGCCUCCCACAUCCGUGGCCAAGUCCUAUCUCACCUCUUCGAGCUCCAGUUCCUACCAACACCCCACGGAGGCCAUCGUUUCCAGAAUCUCCUACGUUAGGAGACGCCGACCGCGAGAUCAGACACACACAUGGUCCAGAAUUGGACGGCGACUCUUUAGCAAUAAAUGGCGAAGGUGCUGGGGAACCUCUUCCCGUUGGCACAAUACGUAGGCAGAGCACAUUCUCAAGCCGCGGCGGAGAUGACUACGCUACGGACGAAGAAGAUCCGGAUAUGGUCAACCCAACUUUGAUCAGCUUUGAUGUUGAUACGAGCGAAUCAACUGAACCACCCGCAGGAAUAUGGUCUGCUGAACUUCGUCCCAGCAACAGUGGAGACCCCACAACACAAGAAAAGGAAGGGGCCAAAUAUGUCGUCAACACCCUGACUAGUCUGCCCUCACUCCUCGCCGGAGAUAUCCUGACAAGCUCUCUCACGCAUGCCCUUCUAACACCAUUUGAUAUUCUUGCAUUUCGAGCUAUGGCGAGGGCAUUUGCCCGCAAAUUUAGCUUUCCUAUGGAUGGUAUGUUUGAAGUGAGCUUAACAGAUGGUCUGGUGAGCCGAAUGUUGCUCAACCUCUUUCAAGCAGAGGUACUCAAGUUUGUCAUAUGUUUCGGGGCAUGGGCUUCUAUCACGGGGCUUGCGCAACGUCUUCACAUAACUGAUGAGCAGUGGAAAGAAUAUCAAUCGAAGGUGGAGCAAACACUAGAGGAGGUAUCGGGGGAAGAGCAAGGCCAAACAACGGGCACGAGUCACUCAUCAUCGUAGUAUUCAACGCUGUGUUGAUUAAACUACAGUAAGACUCACCUUAGGAUACCUAUCUACAGCCAUCGAACAAAGACCGUAGUCAGCGUAAGGUUCGCGCAGACA
Xylaria bambusicola is the source of this 1802-nucleotide messenger RNA. RefSeq lists its product as uncharacterized. The transcript is spliced from 4 exons. The record is from RefSeq and is a predicted model, not a curated record. NCBI's taxonomy places the organism in Eukaryota, Fungi, Ascomycota, Sordariomycetes, Xylariales, Xylariaceae. Bases 81 to 1700 code for a protein of 539 amino acids.